ACGGCGUCGCCGGCGCCGGUGCUCAUCCAGCUUGAUGUUCCGUGGAGUUAAUCGCCGUUGCAGCUUAAAGUGUACUCAACAUCAAUUUUAUGUUGGUGCACUCGCGGUCGGAGGGCGCCACGUGCGGCCGCGUGAUGCCGCAGGGCGGCGUGCAGGCGCUGGAGGCGAUGUUGUUCGCGCUGGACCACGCGCAGCGCCUCGCGCCACCCGGCGUGCGCCUCGGAGCGCACGUGCUCGACGACUGCGACAACGACACCUACGGCCUCGAGAUGGCCCUCGACUUCAUUAAGGGUUCAAUAAGCAACAUCGACGACGCAGAGUACGCGUGCAAUGCGACGGCGGUGCGCAAGGUGAUCUCAGGGGUGGUGGGCGCCGCGUCCUCCGUCACCUCCGUGCAGGUGGCCAACCUGCUGCGACUCUUCAAGAUCCCGCAGGUGUCGUUCUUCUCGACGUCGCCGGAGCUGUCGAACAAGGCACGUUUCGAGUACUUCACACGCACCAUCCCCUCCGACCUGCACCAGGUGCGCGCCAUCGUCGAGAUCGUCAAGAGGCUCGGCUGGAGCUACGUAUCUAUAAUAUACGAGGAAUCCAACUAUGGCAUUAAGGCGUUUGAGGAGUUGGAGACGAUGCUGGCGCGCAACGACAUCUGCAUCGCGGUGAAGGAGCGCCUCGUGAAGGACUCCGGCGAGGCGGACGCGCAAGCCUACGACGCGCUCGUGCUGCGCCUGCUGUCCCGCCCGCGCGCUCGAGGGGUGAUAGUGUUCGGGUCGGACCAGGAGGUGGCGGGCGUGAUGGCGGCGGUGACGCGGCUGAACGCGACGGACGCGUUCUCUUGGGUGGGCUCCGACGGGUGGUCGGCGCGGGCGCUCGUGUCCGCCGGCCGCGAGCGGGCCGUCGAGGGGACCAUCAGCGUGCAGCCGCAGGCCAACCCCGUGCGCGGCUUCAAGGAGUACUUCCUCAACCUCACCGUCGAGAAUAACCGCAGGAACCCCUGGUUUGUCGAGUUCUGGGAGGACCAGUUCCGCUGCCGCUACCCGGGCAGCGCGCGUACGCCGUACAACGCGGAGUACACGCGCUCGUGCUCGCCGCGUGCGCGCCUCGCCGCCGACCACGUGGAGUUCGAGGCGCAGCUGCAGUUCGUGGCCGACGCCGUGCUCGCCUUCGCGCACGCCAUCCGAGACAUGCAUCGAGAAUUAUGCGGAGGUGCGCCUGGGCUCUGCGACGCGAUGCGGCCCGCUAGCGGAUCGACGCUUUUGCGUUAUCUGCGGCGCGUGCGGUUCACGGGUCUCAGCGGGGACGAGUUCCACUUCGACGGCAACGGCGACGGGCCGGCGCGCUACAACAUCCUGCACUUCAAGCAGACCGCGCCGGGCGCGUGGCGCUGGGUGCGCGUGGGCCGCUACCUGGACGGCUCGCUGCAGCUGCGCCUCGACGAGCUGCGCUUCAAGCGCGAGCUGGCGCCGCCCGCCUCCGUGUGCAGCGCGCCCUGCCUCACCGGCCAGGCCAAGCAGUACGUCGAGGGCGAGAGCUGCUGCUGGCACUGCUUCAACUGCACGCACUACGAGAUCCGCUCGCCGCUGCUGGAGACGGCGUGCGAGGAGUGUCCGCUGGGCACGCUGCCCGACGCGCGGCGCAUGCGCUGUGCGCCGCUGCCCGCGCUGCACAUGCGGCCCGACGCGCCGCCCGCCAUCGCCGCCAUGGCCUUCUCCGCGGUGGGCAUCGCCGCCACGCUGUUCGUGGCGGGCGUGUGGGCGGCCCGCGGCGACACGCCCGUGGUGCGCGCCAGCGGCCGCGAGCUGUCCUUCGUGCUGCUCGGCGGCAUCCUCACCUGCUACCUGCUCACCUUCGUGCUCGUGCUGCGCCCCACCGACCUGCUGUGCGCGCUGCAGCGAUUCGGCACCGGCUGCUGCUUCACCGUCGUGUACGCAGCUCUACUGACGAAAACUAACCGUAUCGCCCGAAUCUUCGCAGCGAGUCGCAAGUCCGCGCGCCGACCUUCCCUCAUAUCUCCGAAGUCGCAGCUCGUCAUCUGCUCGAUAUUGGUCUCCAUCCAGGUGGUGGUGCUGGGCGUGUGGCAGGUGGCGUGGCCGGCGCGGGCCGUGCGGCACUUCCCAGCGCGCGAGCUGCAGCUGCUGGUGUGCGACUCGCACGUGGGCGCGUCCAUCGCCAUCGCCUUCUCCUACCCCGGCGCGCUCGUGCUCGUCUGCACCGUGUACGCCGUGCUCACGCGCAAGAUCCCCGAGGCUUUCAACGAGAGCAAGCAUAUAGGAUUCACGAUGUACACGACGUGCGUGAUCUGGCUCGCGUUCGUGCCGCUGUACUUCGGGACGGCGUCCCACGUCCCGCUGCGCGUCACCAGCAUGGCGGUCACCAUCUCGCUCAGCGCCAGCGUCACGCUCGUCUGCCUCUUCUCGCCGAAGCUGUACAUCAUCUUGAUGCGGCCGGAGCGCAACGUGCGCGCCAGCCUGAUGCCGGCCAAGUGGCGCGGCGCGGGCGCCACGGCGGCGGGCGGCGCCGUGAGCGCGGCGCUGCUGGGCUCCGCGGCCGCCGCGCCGCUGCGGCCGCCGCCCGACCCCACGCCCUCCACCGACCGCUCCACGCUGCCCGACACCGAGCGCGCCGCGGCCGACCGGCAGGUACAGACGGAGGAGUCGGCGCUGUACCCGCGCCUCGAGCUGCUGCCGGCGGCGGCGGACGACGGCGUGCGGCUGGACGCGCGGCGCCUGGGCUCGCAGCCGGGCGGGCUGCCCGCCUUCCCGCCGCCGCAGCGGGCCGGGCCGCCGGCGGCCGCGCGGCGCCGCCUGGCCCCGCGGCUGGUGGCGCUGGGCGCGGAGGUGCCCUUAUAG
Messenger RNA from Pectinophora gossypiella (pink bollworm), 2846 nucleotides. RefSeq names its product metabotropic glutamate receptor 2-like. The transcript is spliced from 16 exons. The record is from RefSeq and is a predicted model, not a curated record. Gene Ontology annotation, biological process: G protein-coupled receptor signaling pathway. Lineage: Eukaryota; Metazoa; Arthropoda; Insecta; Lepidoptera; Gelechiidae. Gene Ontology annotation, molecular function: adenylate cyclase inhibiting G protein-coupled glutamate receptor activity. Gene Ontology annotation, cellular component: membrane. Bases 90 to 2846 code for a protein of 918 amino acids.